Mycosarcoma maydis (corn smut) is the source of this 2991-nucleotide messenger RNA. RefSeq lists its product as uncharacterized. Gene Ontology annotation, cellular component: aminoacyl-tRNA synthetase multienzyme complex; cytoplasm; cytosol. The transcript has a single exon. NCBI's taxonomy places the organism in Eukaryota, Fungi, Basidiomycota, Ustilaginomycetes, Ustilaginales. The coding region runs from base 1 to 2991 and encodes 996 amino acids. Gene Ontology annotation, biological process: aspartyl-tRNA aminoacylation. Gene Ontology annotation, molecular function: aspartate-tRNA ligase activity; ATP binding; RNA binding. The record is from RefSeq and is a predicted model, not a curated record.
AUGCUCAAGCGUGCCGUAGCCAAAGUCACUGGCGACUCUUCUGGCGAGAAUGGUCACUCGAAAGUGUCUCGCUCGCCUUCCACCGGUCAGGCCACACCCAACGCACCUCCCUCGGCCAAGUCUACCAUCAACUCAACCCAGAGCGCUGACCUUCCCGAUAAAAAAUUCCGCCUUUCGCACAUCUUCUCUGGCCACUCGCUUCCCGGUACACGUAGAUCCACCUCGCGCGCUGCCAGCCUCGAUGAGCCGCGUCCUAGCGCCGUCAAAAAGGCGCAGCGCAUCGAAGAAAAGGAGCGCAAGGCUAUAGAGCAGGAGAAGGUCAAGGAGAGGAUCGCUAUGGCUCGCAAGUACUCGGAUCUUCGCGCUGCACAGAUUGAAACUCCAGAACAGCGCGCUCGCUACGGCGAAGAGUAUCCCGUCGAUUGGAACAAACACCACGACCAGUGGGCUAACAUCUUCACCAUCUGCCACGAUGCACAGAUUGGCGACACCGUCACACUGCGCGCUCGCAUUCACACCAUCCGAGACGUCAGCUCCCACCUCGUCUUUAUCGUACUCCGCCAGCAGAUCUCCACCAUCCAAGCCGUGCUUGCCGAAGAGAACGACAACGUCACCGGUCACAUGGUUCGAUGGGCCAAGAGGCUGCCCCUCGAGUCGAUCGUCCUCGUUCGUGGAAAGCUCCAAAAACCGCGCGAGCCGAUCACGGGCACCACCACGCAGCAGGCCGAGAUCAAAGUGCAGCAGCUCUACCUCGUCACCUCACCUAAAGAGCCGCUUCCUUUCAACGUCUACGAUGCCGACCUCGUACUCAAGAAGAGCGACGAUGAUCACAGCGGCAGCGCAAGCGGUCAUGGCACCGAUUCCGAUGGUGAAGGUCCGCCUCGUGACGAAAACCACUCGAUCGAACGCCAUGAGGGUCCCGUCAUCACGCAGCGUGUUCGCCUCACCAAUCGUAUCAUUGAUUUGCGCACUCCCACCGCUCAGGCCAUCUUUCGCAUCAACGCCGCCAUCUGCAACAAUUUUCGCUCGCACCUCGACAAGAACCACUUUCUCGAGAUUCACACCCCCAAGCUGCAAGGCGGCGCUUCGGAGUCGGGUUCGAGCGUCUUUAUGCUCGACUACUUUGGUCGUCCCGCCUUCCUGGCCCAGAGUCCUCAGCUGUUCAAGCAGAUGUGCAUCGCGGCCGACUUCAAGCGUGUCUACGAGAUUGGCCCCGUCUUUCGUGCCGAAAACUCCAACACCGCUCGUCAUUUGACCGAAUACACUGGCCUGGACAUUGAAAUGGAGAUCGUCCACUACUAUGACGCCAUCCGCGUCAUUGACGGCAUGCUCAAGAGCAUCUUUGUUGCACUCAGGGACAACUUUAAGCCCGAGCGCGAGCUCAUCAAGCGACACUUUCCCCACGAAGACCUAGUCUAUCCCGAAGACACGCUCAUCCUCCCCUUUGCACAGGGUGUCCGUCUGCUCGUACAGUCGGGCUACGUCGAGGAAGACGGCAGCGUGCCCAAGGAGGACGAGGAUCUGCACACGCGUGCCGAAAUUCGUCUUGGAGAGCUGAUCAAGGAAAAGUACAACACUGACUACUACAUUCUCGACAAGUUUCCCUCCUCGGUCCGACCCUUCUACGCCAUGGAGGACAAGGAGGACUCCAAAGUGACCAAUUCGUUUGAUAUCUUUAUUCGUGGUCAGGAGAUCUGCACGGGUGGUCAGCGUAUCCACGACAUUGAAGAGCUCGAGCGCAAGAUGCACCGUCUCUCGAUCUCGUCCAAAGGAAUGCAAGAGUACCUCGAGGGCUUCCGCCUUGGUGCACCUCCGCAUGCAGGCUGCGGUAUCGGCCUGGAACGACUGGUGAUGCUUUAUCUCAACUUGGGCGACGUCCGUUACGGAACGCUCUUCCACCGUGACCCUCGUAGUCUGCCGCUGCAGAAGAACGACGUGGACGAACUGCGUCACCCCGAGGCUAGCACCAACCCACCACCUUGGAAGCAUCCACGACUAGCGCUCAAGGCCGACGCAGAAAGCGAGCUGCGUGAUCUGCAGCCCUUGGAGAAGCUCAUCGCCAACUACGGUGAUGCCUCCAACACGGCCUGGCUGGACGACCGCUACAAGGUGUGGCGACAUGCCGACACGGGUGCUGCUGUAGGCUACUCGCCGUUCAAGGGCUAUGCCAUGAUCAUUGGCGACCCGCUGUGCGACAAAACACAGCUAUCGCAGGUAAUCUCGGCUUUCCUGCAAUACAUCAAGAAGGAGGCCAAACUCAAGCCUAUUUGGAUGAUGGUGUGCGAAGAGGUCGAGGAGAUCCUGGGCGGACGGCUCAAUUGGUGCUCGCUUUCUUGUGCCGCGGAAGAGCGCGUGGAAGACCCAACGAAGAAUCCAGCUCGACACGACCCUGAUAUUCAGAAGAAGGUGCGCCACGCACGCAAGGAAGGUGUCAAGAUCCAAGAUUAUGCGCUCGCCGAAAACGUGCCGGACGAGGUGAUGCGCGAAACGGACGAGCGCAUCGAGGACUGGCGCAAGAACCGCAAGGGCGAGCAAGUGCACAUGACCGACGUGCACCCAUGGCGCGACAUGUCGCACCGCGUCUAUUACAUUGCGCGCGACUCUUCGAGCAAAGUUUGCGCCAUGGUGGUGCUGCACCAGCUCUCACCACAACAUGGGUGGCAAAUCAAGUGGGCGCUUGAUUUUCCCGGUGCGCCCAACGGCACCAUCGAACAUGUCAUUCUGCACGCGCUCGAGAACAAUGCCGGCAGCAAGAUGACAUUUGGCGCCUCUGCGACCUCCAAGCUGGUGGCCAAGCACGGUUUGAGCAAGGUCACAACAAAGUGGUUGACCAAGGCGUACAACUCGCUAGCUGAGCAUAACAAGCUCACCAACAAGGGCGAGUUCAGGCAGAAGCUCGGUGCGGUCGAAGACAGGGUGUACAUUUGCUACCCACGACAUGGCCUUUCGCCCGCCGGUAUUCAAGCGAUCAUUGGCUUCUUUAAGCAGUAG